Oncorhynchus mykiss (rainbow trout) is the source of this 7758-nucleotide messenger RNA. Its product is annotated as E3 ubiquitin-protein ligase TRIM71. Gene Ontology annotation, molecular function: zinc ion binding; protein binding; ubiquitin protein ligase activity. Gene Ontology annotation, biological process: proteasome-mediated ubiquitin-dependent protein catabolic process; protein polyubiquitination. The record is from RefSeq and is a predicted model, not a curated record. NCBI's taxonomy places the organism in Eukaryota, Metazoa, Chordata, Actinopteri, Salmoniformes, Salmonidae.
GGAGACGCUAGUAUGUAACUGCCCAGCCAAGUCCCCUUCCGUGUGAUGAAACGGAAGUAUGCUCACGGCUGUAGGAUUAGAGACAUUCAGGGCAUUUUCGAGAAACUCACGUCCUGCAGUUAACAUGGCACAUCAUACACAUAUAUAGUAAAACCGUCGUUGUACCUCUUGAUAUGUGGUUCAGUUCAACAUGCGUAAAACGCGUGCACAAGCGCAAAUGAACACAAUUCCAUGGAACGCUUCAUUGCACGGAACGAAUGGAUUCAUUCUGCGCUGGCGGAUGGUCAAGGAAAGCCAGGGGAAAACGCUGGACAUUUGAUCUCAAGAAAGUGCAGCCUUUUAUGAAGCACAACGAAUGCAUCACAGAGAGCAUUUCGUUCAGAGAAGGUAUCAUAGAGUAACAAAUCCUUUUUGGGAGACUGUUCAGCAACUGUUUGGCUAUUUGAUCUUAUGCGCGCAAGUAUCGAGCUAACUUAUUACAUCAAAUGGAUUCAUUAUUUAAUUGCCUUCAACAGUCUCUGUUUGAUGCGCAUGGUUGGUUACAUUUGAAAGAGUUGUGAUGGUGGAUUAGAAUAAUUGGGCGGACACUUACUGUUAACACGUUUGUGCGUAAAUGAACAGAGGAAUUGAUAACGAAAACCGACAGUGGCCCAUCUCUGUGCUUGGGGAGAAUUCGGGUGGGGGACACGCAGCCGAUUUCAUGUUUGCCACAAUAUUGGUUUAUUCCCCGCAGCAUUGACGUAAACAAGAACAUACAACUCUGUAAUAUUAAGUUAUAAUUACUCUCACAUUUCAAUACGCAAAACACGUAAAAUGUGAAUUAUGAAUGCAAAUAAGGAAGACCCGAAGUUGUUUCUAUUCCAAAGAGCUUUCAUUGACGUUGACUGCCAUUCCAAUUUCCUUCAAACGCACGUCCUUCACCGGCAGACCUAUUUAAUCAGUUACACAUUUUAUUUGGUGUCAGUGAGUGGAUACCAAUUUUGCACAAUAGGAGCAACAUUUAAUAGAACCAUUUAAUCUAGUCUAUCGUCAUUGCAUCUAUUUACAAAGGCAACCGUAGGCUAUGUCUAAAUGCCGGUUUAAAUACCCCUAUUCCAAAGCAGUCGUGCAAAUGGCUUCAUUCCCUGACUCCGACUUGACGACAUGCCCCCUAUGCAAACAACUGUGCUGCUCCUCUGCUCCACUCUCCUCCAACUCUUCUACCUCCUCGUCCUCGUCUUAUACCUCAACUAGCUCAUCUACCUCAUCCUCCAGAAGGCUCCACGUCCUCCCAUGCCUCCAUGCCUUCUGCAGGCAGUGUCUGGAGGGCCAGCGGAACCCCGAAGACCCCUUGAAACUCCGGUGCCCGACUUGUGACCUAAAGGUUCUAAUGCCCGUAUCAGGAGUAGAUGCCUUGCCCUCCUCAAACUUUUUAUUUAAGAACAUGUUGGAUGCCGUGGUAAAUUUGUCUGAGGAGCAAAUCAACAACACUGUUAGCAGCAGGGGCAACAACUUGUCUCACAGACACAGCAGAGAGCCCCUGUGCAGCUCUUGCAACGAGGGCAAUCCCGCUACCUCUCACUGCCGAGACUGCCAGGAGUACCUUUGUAACAACUGUGUAUGGGCACACCAGAGGGUCCGGCUUACCAAAGACCAUUUCAUUGAUAGACUAGUGGAGAGUCUGUUUCACCAACACCUGGGGAACCGAACCAACAACUCUAACAACACAGCUACUGCCACUCUGAGCCGGUCCUCCUUCCAGUCGAGCUACUCUCUGCUGCCUGUCUUUCAGGACAGAGAGCAUGACAAUGCGGUUCUGCAUUUCUUCUGUGAUACGUGCUCCGUGCCUGUCUGUAGGGAGGCCAGUGUGGGUUGUCACUCAGGCCACAGCCUCCUCUACCUCCAGGAUUCCCUGCAGGACUCCAGGACCCUCACCAUCCAGCUGCUGGCAGACGCCCAGCGGGGCAGGCACGCUGUACAGCUGAGCAUUGAGAAAGCACAGGCCGUUGCUGAGCAGGUGGAACUGAAGGCCAUGGUGGUCCAGUCAGAGGUCAAAGCCAUCGCACAGCGUUAUAAGAAGGCCCUGGAGGAACGAGAGUGUGAACUACUGUGGAAAGUUGAGAAUAUCCGUCAGGUGAAAGCCAAGUCCCUCUAUCUCCAGUUAGAGAAGCUGCACCAGAACCUGACCAAGCUGGACAGCACCAUCUCUACAGUAACCCAGGUCCUAGAGAAGGGCAGUAGUCUGGACCUGCUGCUGGCCAGAGAGAGCAUGCUCCUCCAGAUCACAGAGCUGAAGGCCCUCAGGGAGCUGUUACUGCCGCAGGAUGAUGAUCGCAUCCUGUUCACCACCCCCGACCAGACUUUGCUCCUCGCCAUCCAGUCCCUAGGUCUGGUCAGCUCCGGGGCCUUCGCCCCCCUCACCAAGGCCCAGGGAGAGGGGCUUUGUCGGGGCUUGCAGGGUAAGCAGGCUUCCUUCACUGUGGUGGGGUAUGAUCAUGAUGGAGAGCUCAGGCUGUCUGGUGGGGACGGUGUGUCAGCUGUGGUGGUGGCGUCCGAUGGUAACCUGCUAAACGCUGAGGUGACUGACCAUCAGAACGGGUUGUACACGGUCAGCUACCUGCCCAAGGUAGAAGGAGAACAUCUGGUGUCAGUCCUUAUCUGCAACCAGCACAUCGAAGGCAGCCCCUUUAAAGUGCUGGUCAAGUCUGGCCGUAGCUAUGGAGGUAUCCCCUUGCCGGUGGCCUCGUUCGGCAGGGAGGGGGACGGAGAUGGGCAGCUGUGUCGCCCCUGGGGGGUGUGUGUGGACAAAGAGGGCUACAUAAUCGUAGCUGACCGAAGCAACAACAGGGUGCAGAUCUUCAAGCCGUGCGGUUCCUUCCACCACAAGUUUGGUACGCUGGGCUCCAGACCAGGCCAGUUGGACCGACCAGCUGGGGUGGCCUGCGACAGCCAGAGGAGAAUCAUCGUCGCCGACAAGGAUAAUCACCGCAUCCAGAUCUUCACCUUUGAAGGCCGGUUCCUCCUCAAGUUCGGGGAGAAGGGAACCAAGACCGGUCAGUUCAGCUACCCCUGGGACGUGGCGGUCAGCUCGGAGGGAAAGAUCCUCGUCUCAGACACCCGGAACCACCGCAUCCAGCUCUUCAGGCAGGACGGCACCUUCCUCAACAAGUACGGCUUUGAGGGGGCUCUAUGGAAACACUUGGACUCCCCCAGAGGCGUGGCCUUCACUCAGGAGGACCACCUGGUGGUGACAGACUUCAACAACCACCGUCUGCUGAUCAUCCGGUCGGACUGCCAGUCAGCCCGCUUCCUGGGAUCAGAGGGAACUGGUAACGGUCAGUUCCUGCGGCCGCAGGGCGUAGCAGUGGACCAGGAGGACCGCAUCGUGGUGGCUGACUCCCGGAACCACCGGAUCCAGGUGUUUCAAACCAACGGUAAUUUCUUAUGCAAGUUGGGGACUCAGGGUAGCAGCUUUGGACAGAUGGAUCGCCCAUCGGGUAUAGCUGUUACUCCUGACGGAAGGAUUGUUGCCGUGGACUUUGGAAACAACCGAAUCAUUAUGUUCUAGGCUAGGCAGUUUGUCUGCUGGUUUGCAAAGAAAGAAACAUUGAAGAGGAGAUUUUGAAACACACCCAGCAGAUGUAAAUGUCUUUGUCAGCAAAUGGAGACGGUAAUAUUGAAACUUGACCUUUUCUCUCAGCUUUACCUCUAUUUUGAAAGAGCAAAUCAAAGCAGUACAUGAACCAAUGCCAACAAGGGGUUAUUGUCAUAAGCUGACAUUUUGAACCCUAUAGUAGGCCUUCAGUGACAGUAUCUGGCUCGAUAGUUGUCUUUGCUCCUGAUGUGUGUGUCAAAAUCUCUGAUUUUCUCAGGGAAUUUCUUGCAUUCUUGAAAUGUUUCCACUGCAUCAUACCUACCUCAUGUAGCUGUGUAUGAAUGUACUCCUUUAUUAUUUGAUGCAGAGAUUUUGCCAGUGGAGUUUUGAUAAAGUAACUACCUCAAUGCAAGAGAAGAGUAUAGUUAACAAGAAGCAACAUUUGGUUGAUAUUUGCACAGAAAGCGCUCACACAUUUUCUCUAAUUGUUACUGUUGACAUAAAGCGUGUGAAAUCCCAGAAUGUAGCUGAGAACAAUGUAUUUCCUGUGUUACAUACAUGUGGAAACGUGGAGUCAGACAUUUUUUAUAAACUCAGCAACUGUUAUUUUUCCAUUUUGUUUUUAAAUAUGCCUCCAUACCUCUGUAAAACCUUUUUUACCUCAUGUCACAACCACAUAGUACCUCAGAACUCCAGUGUCCUCAGGUCAAUAGUAUGCUGAGUCCCAAAUGGCACCCUAUUCCCUAAAUAGUGCACUACUUUUGACCAGGGCCCAUAGGGCACUGGUGCACUAAAUAGCGAAUAGGUUGUAAUCUGAGACUCGUCCUGUAAAAUGGAUUCUCUCCACAAAAUGGCUGCUGCCAGUUUGCUAUAGGCAGGUUGAAUAUUUGAUAUCAGUGACCAUUGUCAGUUCAGUCAGUCGUGUGAUUUCAGCUUUAAGGGAAAAAACAUUUAACAAGGAAUUGACCAUCUUGAAUUGGGUGAAUCAUCAGAAUUGUUAUUUUCAGGGCAUCUAUGAAGAAUUGUGACUUGAAACUACUGGCAAUCAUCAUUGUUGUUAGAUUAAUUAAUACAUGCCAGGAUUAAUAUAUCCUAAGGCAACUAGUGCAUUCGGCCACAACAUAGUGAAGAUUAGACACAUUGGUGUGGGUUAACUUGGAUUUAAUCUCAACCGUGUCUGAACCCGAGUCUAAAUCUAUUUACUGAUAUCCAUUUAGAAAUCAUUGAAAUCUGUGUAGACUAACUUUCCUAAGAGUAGAGGGGUCUAAGAGUAGUGAAGUUUCAUCCUGAUAUUUUUUGAAGAACAACCUUUCUGCACAUGUUUGGUGGUUUAGAUUGGCACCCUAAUGACGCUACCAUGUUCCUUUCUUUGUGACUGUUGUUUGAAAAGUCUAUCGUUGCUUCUGGGCCUUGACUAUGUUCCCUCAAAGAAAGUCAUCCGUUUAGCUUUUUUUCCUUCAAAAUAGAAUGCGUCAAUCAUGGGAAACCGUGAGAAUAUUGUUUUAUCCUGGUGGCAAAUAAAAUAAUUUUAAAAAGUAAAACUGACCAGUAAAUUUAAAAAUGACAGCAUUGAUGUUGAUCUCCAUUGCCUCCAUAGUAUUUUCAAUAGAUAUUCUCUGUAGUAACCCCUAGCUGCUUGUCAGUUGCCUGAUGACCCACUCAUGUAGCCUACAGAUGGCUGAGUAACCAAAGCAAAAGGCUCCACAUAAAUAGAAUUCCAUCAGCUGCUGCUCCCACACCCACAUUCACCCUGCUCUGAACUGUGAUGGCAGUGAGUCUGUUGGUCACAUUAGACGUUGUAAUAUCAGUCAGCACAGCAGUUCCUCUCUAUUGUAUGUACAAUGUCUCUGUCUGAGAGAACAUAACCAAACCAGGUCAUUCAUGGUUCCACAGUGGCUAUUAACUACAGAACAUCAAGAUCCAGUAAAAAUGCAAAUGUUUAAAAUUGAAUUCAUUUUUUUUCACCUGUAGCCUGCCCUGUGUUAUAAACUAGCUGUUCAUAGCUAUUAAUAUUGUGCUUAUAGCUUGAACUGUUAAAGUCCCACUCUCCUCCCUCUAUGUCUCUGACUGUGUCUAAUGGGCCAGUAUUUCCUGUCUGUUGAGCCACAUUGUCACAAGUGCUGGUUUACGAGGAGAGCUCGGUUCUUUUCCAAAUGGCACACUAAUCUCUAUAUAGUGCACUACUUUUGACCAGAGCUUUAUGAGCCCUGGUCAAUAGUAGUGCACUAAAUAGGGACUAGGUUGCCAUUUGGCACACUGCCCUCCUCUGUGAGUUGGUGAGGCACCAUAGCUGUAGGUCUCCAGCUGCUCUAACCCCCAGAAGAGCUGGAAGGCAUGCAGCUCGCCAGACACACCUCAUAUCUCUUUUACCUUAAUAAUCACAGCUGGGUGUACAGGGGGACCAGUGAGACGUUGGGCUCCAGACACGGCUUACUCGGUUACACCCUCUUAAUGAUUGAACCAAAAUGGCCACUUUUUAGAUGUUGAGUUUCCAGGUGUUUUAGUGAAUUAUUCACAUUGACACUGCUCAAGUGUUGUAGCUUGUGCCUUUUCUUAUACAGGAGAUAAAUGACACUGUUUCUGGGCCAUUUGUGACCAGCAGGAAAGGCAUUGUGACAAAAACAAACGGUAUAAAUGGACUAUUUGAGGUAAUAAAUAUAACUCUUAUAAAAAUGGCACACCAUCACUGUCAUUUAGUUUUUCAGUAUUUCAUUUUGUCCUUGCUGGUGUGACCCCUGGAAUAUAAAAACCAAUGAUGGUUAAAUAUAUAUAUGGCAGAUUUUUACCUUGUCAGCUCAGGGAUUCGACCCAGCAACCUUUUGGUUACUGGCCCAACGCUCUAACCAGUAGGCAACCUGCCACCCCAUAUAUACCUCAUUAUACAGAAAGAUAUAGGCAUACCUCAGUAUUACUGAGCUACGCUCAUUGCUGAACUGUUAAUACCUCGUUGGCAUGGUUGCAUUUUUCAAACCUCUGAAUUGCAGUUAGAUGUGUGGUCUUAUAGUGUGCUGUUGUUACACUAAAGAAUGGAAAGGGAAGGCUUAGAGAAGUUAUGAACAGUUGGAUCAAGUAGAUUAAACCGAGGACAAUGCUGCUUCAAAUCCACAUUGAUCUGAUGUAUUUUCAGUACAUUGUUGGUUCCUAUAUUGUUCCUAUAGUUUGAACUGAAGUUUGCAGUGAAUGUUUCUUAAAAGACCUCAAGGUCUUGACACCUAGAAGACAAGACUUGUAUAUUUUAAUGCAUGAUUCAAAAAGUAAUUGUGGAAAAGAUUUGUCACUGCUUUUUAAUUAUUUUAGGGUUGUAGUAUGUUAGGUUGAGGAGGAUGGCUUCCUUUGACUAUAAGAUUGUAUCUAUUUUAUGAAUAGCCUUACUGGGCCCAAUCAAGUUACCUCAUCAUGAUGUCAAACAACAACAGAGUUCAAACAGAAAUACAUUUGCCUUAAAUAUUUCAGUAUUUUAUUAGGACCCCCAUUAGCUACUGCUGAAACAGUACAUAACACUAUACUAGUAGAGGACAUUCAACAUGUACUCUGUCUAUACUUCCACAGUUGGAAGUAUCACAAAUAAUCAAGAAAACUACCAAGGGCUUAAAGGUAACCUUUGAACUUUGUUAUUUACCUGUUUCUGUAUCGGCUGUUUUAGUUUUUUGUCAGGUUGCAAAAUUCUGGUAACUUUACAGGUUUUCAAGAAUUCCAGGUUGGAGGAUUCCCGGAAUCAGGAGUGGAUAAAGAGGGAGGGAAUCUUCUAAACGGGAUUUCUGGGAAUUGGGGGAAAGUUUAUUUGCAACCCUAGCCGGAAGUAUACUUUGGGCUCCAUUUGAUCCAUAUGGUGGAAAAACAGCACUAUAGAGAAAUUAAAGGCAAUGUUCCCACAUUUCGUGGAGACUGGCAGCGUUAACCGUGAAUGCAAUGUCGACUCAAAACAGAAAUGACCUUUUUACAUUUUAAUUGCGCUAUAGCGCUGAACUUCUUCGGUGCAGAUUAAAUCGAGCCUCAGUCUAUCCAAGCUAUUAGAAAUGCUCUGUGUUCCAUCCUCCACAGUAAGGUAUCUGGUUGAGCAGUAUGGGAGGAUUCCAGCAUUAGUACUUUUCCUCUCAUGGAGAUAAACAAACGAAGCCUAUCAGUUCAUAAGAACAUGGUCUUAGACAAAUUGACUACAUGAUCAUAUUAAAGUCAAACUCCGG